AUGCGGAGAUAGGUGUGAUGACUAAGACUUUUUUUUUGCCGUCCAGCGCUUAGUUUUAAGUAGUUCACUUAACUCACUACGGAGUAGUUCAUUUGACUAGUUAUCGAUCGGAACCCAGACUUUUGCCCUCGAACUUCGUCUCACUGUCCAACCAGAGAGCUGUGUGAUUAGCCUGGUUCUUUGUUCUUGACGCUGGAAAUACUCUGAUCAUGGCUGCUAAGAAAAAACCCGGCAACGCUCGUUCGGGGCGCCAGCAGCCAUUGUCACGAAGACAGGCGGCCCAAGGGUCCGCUGAUAUGUCUUUUUCCUUGAAAGACAUGGACGCAUCUUUCGAAGAGCGCGCUAGACGCCACAAACAGGCGCUUGAGGAACAUCACCAAUCGAGAGCACAAGAAUUCGAGCUGCAUCUACAUAAUCGAGUUAUCGCUAGCAGGCGUUCUAUCGCCGGGCGCCGGGCGACUCGGAUUAAACGCCUGGCUGAACUCAUACAGAGGCGUGCUGAGAUAGAAAGCCUCAUACUUGCCCACGUGGAACGCUUGAACGAUUCCUGUAAACGUGUCGCUGGUGACUUGCAGGUCCUCGUUAACUCUGCUGGAAGCCAUCUCGAGUCACCUUGAGCAGUCGACAUUAUUUCAUCUCACGGAAGACGUGAGAGUCCUGUCCACAAUACGUUUAUAUAGUUAACUAGCUUAGUAUUCUUCAA
Messenger RNA from Paecilomyces variotii, 703 nucleotides. RefSeq lists its product as hypothetical. The coding region runs from base 210 to 617 and encodes 135 amino acids. NCBI's taxonomy places the organism in Eukaryota, Fungi, Ascomycota, Eurotiomycetes, Eurotiales, Thermoascaceae. The record is from RefSeq and is a predicted model, not a curated record. The transcript has 3 exons.